Rhagoletis pomonella (apple maggot) is the source of this 452-nucleotide messenger RNA. RefSeq lists its product as uncharacterized. Bases 74 to 382 code for a protein of 102 amino acids. The record is from RefSeq and is a predicted model, not a curated record. The transcript has 3 exons. NCBI's taxonomy places the organism in Eukaryota, Metazoa, Arthropoda, Insecta, Diptera, Tephritidae.
CAAUAUGACGUAAACGUCAUUCGAUUGCCUGACGCUGUUCGUACGAGCUAAUAAAAGACGCAAAAAGGAAAAAAUGACGACCUUUAACAAGCUUAAUCAAAAUCAAAAAAAUAUUUUGGGCGAAUUCAUGAAGGAACAUCCAAAAUUGGCGAAGAACAUGAUACCGAACUGCGCACAAGGCAAGGCAACGAGUAUAAGGCUUUGGGAGGACCUUUCUAGAAAAUUGAAUGCUGUGGGACCACCUGUUAAGGACGCCAAAACGUGGAAAAAAGUGUUGAACUAUCGUUCAACAAGUCCUCAAAAAGUCGAACAGGUGGAGGGCCAUUCGAGGAGAAGUACAUCACGGAGGCGGAAGAAAAUAUUAUUCAGGCAAGCGGCUUAGAAGUGAAGCUCGGAACACUUUGACGACAGCAAGCGACAAGCAGCAUCUGUCAAAUUUUAAAUACACACGU